AUGAAAAAGCCGCCGGUUCGAUAUUUGUCAAGGCUACGUUAUUGUUUAAGUAAAGUUUUUCAAGAUUUUCAAAACCUUCAGCGUGACCGUCUCUCCCUUUUCCCGCCACGAUCCGCUCCAGUUUGGUCGAAUUCGAUAUUCUUAGAAUGCGAAGAUAUUUUCUUACUUUUACUGAAAGCAAGCUGGUGUCGAACGUGUCAAAGAGAUUUUUGGAAAGAUCAAGCUCUCCAAGAAAUCGAUCGCCAAAUUGCUCCUUUGGUUGAGUGGCGAGACGAUUAUCGGAAAGAGCUCGACUGCACCAGAAAAGAAUUCUAUCUAUCUAUCUAUCUAUCUAUCUAUCUAUCUAUCUAUCUAUCUAUCUAUCUAUCAGAAUGGAUCUAUCUAUCUAUCUAUCUAUCUAUCUAUCUAUCGAUCUAUCUAUCUAUCUAUCUAUCUAUCUAUCUAUCUAUCUAUCUAUCUCAUUCUAUUCGGAUCUAUCUAUCGCAUUCUAUUCUGAUCUAUCUAUCGCAUUCUAUUCUGAUCUAUCUAUCUAUCUAUCUAUCUAUCUAUCUAUCUAUCUAUCUAUCUUUUUGCAUGAUUAUAAGACCUUAA
Acanthosepion pharaonis is the source of this 591-nucleotide messenger RNA. NCBI's taxonomy places the organism in Eukaryota, Metazoa, Mollusca, Cephalopoda, Sepiida, Sepiidae. The record is from the annotation of a GenBank genome assembly.